CCAGGUACUUUUCCCGGUGCACUCAUUACCAUUCGAACGUGAAACCCCAAGGCCGCGACCAAAUAAUUGCCGAUUUCUGGUGAUCCAAGCGGCAAACGCUGAUGUAACCUGUACCAGGCCGCGUUUUCACUGCGAUUGGUGUAUCGGAUCCGAAUAGUAAGUGGGUGAAGUAAAGCGUGUUCCAGUUUUAACAAUGCUCGCAUAUCAUAGGUGAAAAGAUAAGUAUGGCCACGUCUGCGGAUUGUGUUGUGUUGUUGACACGAUAAUGUUAUCAGUUGAUCCGGAAUCAUUUGCUGAGGCACCCUAAACCGAUCCACGUAAAAACUAUCAGACGCGUUCGUACCUCUGACUCGCUACAAGCGAAGAAAAUUCGUGGCACGUGUUUGAAUUACAAGAAACCUGAAGAUGAAUCUCAACUGGAGCAACCGGGUCAUCAAGUAUGUGCUGUUCGUCUUCAACUUGCUGUUCGUGAUCACCGGGAUUGUUAUGAUAGCAGUCGGGGUGUCGGUGAAGUCCUACUACACAGACUAUGACAUCUUCUUGAACGACAGCUACUUUUCCUUGCCGAACUUACUCAUAGCCAUCGGUUCCCUAAUCUUCUUCAUUUCGUUCUUUGGAUGCUGUGGCGCUAUUCGCGAGAGCUGGUUUAUGAUAUUUAUCUUUUCCAUUUUAUUAUCCGUCAUUUUCAUCAUGGAAUUCUCCGCUGGAAUUGCUGGCUACGUGUUGAGAGAUAAAACCAUCGAUUUCUUAACCGAGGAACUACAACAAAGCACGCAAGAUUACGAGUUUAAUAACCCCAAACCAAACCCCCAGACGUACAUGUGGGACAAAAUCCAGUCCCAAUUCAAGUGUUGUGGUGCAGCUGGACCUAAGGACUGGAUAGAUAAAGGUAAUACUACAACAUCCGCACCUAUUACUACAGCAAGUUCACCUGCAACUACAGUGACUACAACCUCUACAAAUAACUCGGCAACAACGCCAACAACAACUAAUUCAAGUGUUACAACAACAGUUCCAUCAGUAUCACCAGACAGCACAACACCUACAACACCCACAGCGUUAAGAUUACUAAGUCCAAGGAAUAAGGGCGACCUGCCCUCAAGCUGUUGCGUAAGCAAACCUGGAACAGCAGGAACAAUCACCUGCAACAUAGACAACACCGACACCGCUACAUAUUUCAAAAUAGGAUGUGUAGAAGGUUUCGGUGACUACUUGAAGGACCACGCUGUCACAAUAGGAGGAGUCGGACUAGCCAUAGCUUUCAUCCAGCUCUUCGGUGUAAUCUUCGCCUGCCAUUUAUCCAAGCAGCUGAAACACGGCUUCCACAGUACGUAAAAGUAUGCAUCUGACUCUAUUUGUAUCAAAAUAUCUUACAUGUACAUAGUUUCUUAUGUUUAUGUUAUUAAAUGUGUUGUUACAUUCCUUUAAAA
Zophobas morio is the source of this 1430-nucleotide messenger RNA. Its product is annotated as CD63 antigen-like. The coding region runs from base 406 to 1335 and encodes 309 amino acids. Lineage: Eukaryota; Metazoa; Arthropoda; Insecta; Coleoptera; Tenebrionidae. The record is from RefSeq and is a predicted model, not a curated record. The transcript is spliced from 5 exons. Gene Ontology annotation, cellular component: plasma membrane.